UGAGCAAACCACCACCGCGCUCCUAUAAAAACCCUGCGCGCGGUUUCGCUCCACGCAGGCUAGCUGAGAACGAGAACUAUAUAUCGAGCCAGGCUAGCAGGCAAACAAAGCAAAAGAAGCUAGCCAUGGGCGUCUUCGCGGUGACCAAGGUGUCCGAGGGCCCCGUCCGGCCGUCCGCGGCCACGCCGUCGGACACGCUGCCCCUCGCGUGGGUCGACCGGUACCCGACCCACCGCGGCCUCGUCGAGUCCGUGCACAUCUACCGCGACGCCUUCCAGCCGCCACCGGCGCCCGAAGCAGCAGCGGCCGCCGCCGCUGAAGAAGAAGAAGAUCAAGAGAAGAAGAAGAACAACAACAAUUCCAAGAAGCCCCCGGCGGCCGUGGUGCGGAGCGCGCUGGCGGACGCGCUGGUGCACUACUACCCGUUCGCGGGGCGGAUCGUGGAGGACGCGGCCAAGCCAGGGCGCCCCGCCGUGCUGUGCUGCGCCGAGGGCGUCUACUUCGUGGAGGCCACGGCCAACUGCACGCUCGCCGACGUCAACUUCCUGGAGCGCCCGCUGCUGCUCGGCAAGGAGGACCUCGUGCCGUACCCGGCACCGGAGCUCUGGGCCGUCGAGCCGCACAACACCCUUGCCAUGAUACAGGUGACGACAUUCACCUGCGGAGGCUUCGUGCUGGGCCUGCGCACCAACCACGCGGUGGCCGACGGCACGGGCGCGGCCCAGUUCCUGAACGCCGUCGGCGACCUGGCCCGCGGCCUCCAGGAGCCCCGCGUGAAGCCUGUCUGGGCCCGAGACCGCUUCCCGGACCCGGACAUCCAGCCCGGCCCACUCCCGGAGCUGCCGGUGCUAGCCCUGGAAUACAUCGCCUUCGACUUCCCGGUCACCUACAUCGACAAGAUCAAGUCGGAGUACAACGCGUGCAGCGGCGGGAAGCACUGCUCGGGCUUCGACAUCGUCAUCGCCAAGCUCUGGCAGUCCCGGACGCGCGCCAUAAUCGGCAUCCCGGAGUCAUCACCAUCAGCGGACGUCAAGCUCUGCUUCUUCGCCAGCGCGCGCCACGUGCUGAAGAUCGAGCCGGGCUACUGGGGCAACGCCAUCUUCCCGGUCAAGGUGACCGCGGCGGCGGAGAAAGUGGCCGGGUCGUCGGUGGUCGAGCUCGUGAGCAUAGUCAGGGAAGCGAAGAAGCAGAUGGCGGAGGAUUGCCUGAGCUGGGCCGAGGGCCGCACGGGGGGCCGCGACCCGUUCCAGAUGAGCUUCGACUACGAGUCGGUGUACGUGUCGGACUGGAGCAAGCUCGGGUUCUCCGACGUGGACUACGGCUACGGCACGCCCAUGACGGCCGGCCCGCUCGUCAACUGCGACCUCAUCGCGUCCGUCAUCGUCAUGAAGGCGCCGGCGCCACUCGCCGGCACGCGCCUGCUGGCCAGCUGCGUCACCAAGGAGCACGCCGAAGGAUUUGCCAGCCGGAUGAGGGAGGACAUUGCCUGAACUGCCUGAUCUGAAGGAACCGUUAGAGUUUACUUUGUGUGUUUUGCUCUUUGGUACAGUUGUGCAAAAGUGCAAAGGGAAGUGCUGCCUGUGGAAGCUAUGCAUACGUUACGUACGUACGUGCUGUCUGAUGAAUACGCGGAAGUAUAUGCUUGCCUGGUUGUGUCUUGUGUGUGUAAUUCCUUCCUUUUCUUUUGAGGGGUGUGUGACUGUGUCAAUGUAAUUCCGUGUUAACAGGUAGGCUAAAUUAAGUGUUAUCUCCAAAACAAUCAUAUAUUGAGGUCAUCAGGUCCAAAUUCCGAAAAGAAAUAGUACCAAUUUCA
Brachypodium distachyon (stiff brome) is the source of this 1813-nucleotide messenger RNA. Its product is annotated as acyl transferase 10. The transcript has 2 exons. Bases 126 to 1490 code for a protein of 454 amino acids. NCBI's taxonomy places the organism in Eukaryota, Viridiplantae, Streptophyta, Magnoliopsida, Poales, Poaceae. The record is from RefSeq and is a predicted model, not a curated record.